Messenger RNA from Puccinia graminis f. sp. tritici CRL 75-36-700-3, 639 nucleotides. RefSeq lists its product as uncharacterized. NCBI's taxonomy places the organism in Eukaryota, Fungi, Basidiomycota, Pucciniomycetes, Pucciniales, Pucciniaceae. Gene Ontology annotation, molecular function: RNA binding. The record is from RefSeq and is a predicted model, not a curated record. Gene Ontology annotation, biological process: formation of translation preinitiation complex. The transcript has 4 exons. The coding region runs from base 1 to 639 and encodes 212 amino acids.
AUGUUCAAAAAGUUCACAGUGAAGGAAGAUGUGGCCUCGAACACGAUCAUCAAGUCAUCCACCCAACGAGCCAUCCGGGCCAAACUCAGCCAACAGUUUCCUGCCCUCAACCAUCCUAUCCUCCUGCUCGACGAUCCUCAGAACCCACCACAAAGCGAUUCCCAGUCCUCUGCUCCUACGGUCUCACCCGAGACUCCGGAAUUGACGCUCCUCGAAUUCCUGUGGCCCAAAAAAGAAUCGCUCAAUCUACUCAAAUGUAGAGAACAUGUCUCCAUCUUGGUCUGUAAAAAAACCCCGCUCUUCUUCCAACAUUUCGACGGCCCAUAUUUCCCGACAUUAAAGCUAUUACACCAAUAUCCGAUGUUAUUACCGACAGUGCAAGUAGAUCGAGGGGCGAUCAAGUUUGUGCUUUCGGGGGCGAACAUAAUGUGUCCGGGAUUGACCUCAGCGGGCGCCCGCUUACCGCCGGAGCUGCCCCUCCAUACCCCCGUCGCCGUGCUUGCCCAGGACAAAUCGCUCCCCUGUGCCGUCGGCUUCACCCAGAAAUCCGCCGCGGAUAUGCGCUCCCAAAAUAAGGGCGUCGGGGUCGAUAACGUCCAUUGGCUUGGCGACGAUCUUUGGCUCAUCGACGAGAUUUAA